AUGCAGCUCGCAUCAAUCGUUUGUGCUUUCAUCCUGAUGACACAGGGCAUUAACGCGGCCUGCGGCCCGACAAUCACCUACUGCCAGGGCGCCUGCAUUUGCAAACCCGCUGGCAUUCAGGCAUCCUUAGAUGAUCAAUGCAAGCAGCAGGGUAAAAAGUCAAAUGGGCCUCAUGAGGCAAAGAGUGGUGAUAACACGAUCUGCACCCACCAGUGCUGCUAA
Molecule: messenger RNA, 222 nt
Organism: Colletotrichum truncatum
Lineage: Eukaryota; Fungi; Ascomycota; Sordariomycetes; Glomerellales; Glomerellaceae
Source: RefSeq, a predicted model, not a curated record